AUGAUCGUGAUAUUGAUUUUACUCAUUCAAAUCAAAUUAAUCUUUACCAAGGAUCCUGCAUACAUCCGUGAUUAUUUUCAUCUGAUAUCAACUACAGAAAAACCACUUCCGUUACGUAAAUAUUAUGGUAUGCAUCACUCGUCGAUUGACUUUUAUCCAGGAACAAUGAAUGUCAUAUUAAGUGUGCCACAUGAUGGUGAUCUUCGUUCAAAUUUGCCGUCCAGGCCCAAAGGUGCCUGUAGGAAAUUAAAUAGUUCAAAUCGAAAAUGUUAUUAUCAAAAUCCAUGUUUAUCUCCACAAUUUCAAAUGGACAUAAAACAUUGCAAGAUCUCGCGGGGUCGAGAUGUGAAUACGCGUCUUCUAGCUUUAGCCUUACGUUAUGAAUUCAAGGCUCUAUUUCAUUUUACACCAUAUGUGAUUAUUAACCGACUAGAACGAAUAAAAGUUGAUAUGAAUCGAUUUAUUGAUCAAGGGACAUUUUACAGAAAGGAUAAUAUGCAUGCCUGGAUGAGAUAUCAUUUCUAUUUAAGACACGCGAGAGAACUUAUCGUGAAGAAUAAGAAUAAUUAUGGCGGAAAGGGUUUAUUGCUGGAUUUACAUUCGCACGAUCAUCAUGAACGAUGGGUUGAGUUAGGUUAUUUGUUACCUAGUCGGCAAUUGUCGAGAAAAGGUUACAAUCUCAAGCAUUCGUCGUUUGCGUCGUAUUUAACAAGUUUAUUUGAACCAAUCGAUCUCGUUAGUGGAAACAAGUCUCUGGGGUAUUUCAUUACUAAAUAUAACUAUUCUGCAACACCAAGUCCCAUUUUUCCAUCACCACCUGAACAAUCUUAUUAUGAAUGGGGUUAUAUUAUCGAAGAAUAUGGUCGGUAUGGAAAUUUUAGUGCCAUUAUGAUCGAAUCUCCGGCGAGAAAUAUGAUGAAUUUAACAAAGUUAUACAAGUAUGCGAAGUCGUUGGCAUUCGCUUUACAUGAGUACCUGAUUGCAAUCGAAGUCUUCGAAGUACUUGCUACAUCUGAGAAUCUAGAACAAUCUCAAAUAACAAAACAGUGUAAUUUGAGUAGACAAAUAAGUGCACAACGAAAUCUGUUUUUGCUUCUGUUUUUUAGCGUAAUGAGUUUUAUUUGA
This is a messenger RNA of Adineta ricciae, 1125 nucleotides long. The record is from the annotation of a GenBank genome assembly. NCBI's taxonomy places the organism in Eukaryota, Metazoa, Rotifera, Eurotatoria, Adinetida, Adinetidae.